AUGGCGGGAGAACCAGACCGAGCGCUGGCCACCCCCGUCCAUGGCGGCCUGGGCGGGGAGCCCCCAGGGAAGGGUCUAGGCCGGGCCCAGCACCCUCCCCAGACUCCAACUAGGCCGCGAGGGCGGGAGCGAGUCACGACGGCUUGGGCAGCCUCGCCUCUGGCCCCUUCCCACUCGGCUCCUCCUGGGCCGGCGUCGUGCGAGGGCGCUCGCGUCCACACUGGCCUCUGCGGCCGCGACGUCCCCUCGCCCGCCCCCCCCCCCGGCCAGACCCUGCCCCACGAACGCGGCUGCGCCCGCACCCCCCCCCCCCGGCCCGCCACGGGUCCCGCGGCCCCGGCCCAGGUGCGGCGGGAGGGCCGCCCAGGUGAGGCCGCGCCGGGGGGCGCCGCGCGCGCCGACCCCGCCGGCCCCGCGCGGCCUCCCCUCGGGCGCGCCCCGCCCCGCUCGAGCCGCGGGAGGGGGCCCUACCUGGCCAGGUGCGCGGGGUCUCGGGACAACGGCAGCAGGAGCCGACCGCCGCCCAGCGGCCUCGCGGUCCGGUCGGUCCGGCGGCCACUCCCCGCCGCGGCCCGCCCGCCGCGGCCUGAUUCACGCGCCCGCCCCCGCCCCGCCCGCCGCGCCCGCGCCCGCGCCGGCCUGCCCGGGCAGCACCUGGGGGCGGGGCGGCCCCACCCCGCCGCGCCCGCAUUCCGCCGUCCGCCCCCGCCCCCGCCCCGCCGCGCGCCCGCCCGGCCCGCCGCGCGGAGACCCCCGCGGCCCCGGCCCCGGGCCCGCACCCCCCGGCGCCCAUCGGUCCACCGAGGGCUCGAGGGCCCCGCGCCUGACCCCUGA
Diceros bicornis minor is the source of this 834-nucleotide messenger RNA. Its product is annotated as proline-rich protein 2-like. Bases 1 to 834 code for a protein of 277 amino acids. NCBI's taxonomy places the organism in Eukaryota, Metazoa, Chordata, Mammalia, Perissodactyla, Rhinocerotidae. The record is from RefSeq and is a predicted model, not a curated record. The transcript is spliced from 2 exons.